AUUGCUGACGUGUCGGCUGCACGCGCAGUGGGACUGCAGCCCUACAACCACAAGCAUGGCUGCACUAAAUCCAUAUUUGUAUCUUUUUACUCUGUUUCUUCAUGCAUGUGUUUGUAAAUCCAGCGCGGAGCGACGCUUCUCCGACUUCAAACGCUGCGCCGAUGAUGAAUGUAGCAUGCUGCUUGGCAGAGGAAAAGCCGCAAGCGAUUUCACGGGGCCGGACUGUCGGUUUCUCUCUUUUAAGAAAGGAGAGAUAAUACAUGUAUAUUAUAAACUCUCUGGACAGAGAUCAGACGUGUGGGCCGGUAGUGUUGGAAACCACUUUGGUUAUUUUCCAAAGGACUAUCUUAAUCUAAAUCGUAUAUAUACUGAAAAAGAAAUCGAGGUGCCUGCAGAGGAAACAGAUUUUGUGUGUUUUGAUACGGGACUCGAUACAUUUGAAAGUUAUGAUAUUGAUGUGCUAAUAGGCAACUCGUUGCUAAUAGAAACUGACAAUUUAACAGCAGAAUCAAAAGAAUCAGCUCAGAAUGAUGCUGUUGUUUCCCAGCUGCCUUCUGAAAUAGGAACGACAAGUUCAGGAUCUACAACACAUCCAGAAACAGAUUCAGUAGAUUCAGAAUCAACUUCCCCUCUUGAGACCGAUUCAGUUGAUUCAGAAUCAACUUCCGUUCUUCAGAUCGAUUCAGUAGAUUCAGAAUCAACUUCCCUUCUUCAGAUCGAUUCAGUAGAUUCAGAAUCAACUUUGAAUUUUGAAAAUGAUUCAGUAGAUUCAGAAUCAACUUCCCCUCUUGAGACCGAUUCAGUUGAUUCAGAAUCAACUUUGCCUUUUGAAACAGAUUCAGUAGAUUCAGAAUCAACUUCCCUUCUUCAGAACGAUUCAGUAGAUUCAGAAUCAACUUUGCCUUUUGAAACAGAUUCAGUAGAUUCAGAAUCAACUUCCCUUCUUCAGAACGAUUCAGUAGAUUCAGAAUCAAAUUUGCCUUUUGAAACAGAUUCAGUAGAUUCAGAAUCAACUUCCGUUCUUGAGACCGAAUCAGUUGAUUCAGAUUCAACUUCCCCUCUUGACACUAAAAAUGUUGAUUAUUCUGAGCGUUUGCACAACCAGAGUGACUCCGAGAGACCGUUCAGUACAGAGGAAGUCACAAAUUCUGGACCCAUGAAACUUCCAUUGGAAGCCCAAACUGCUGGCUCAGAGAUAGACACUGAAGAACCUGCCAAAUCCAAGCAAAACAAUAAGUAUAUACCACUACAAGCACCCUGGAAGACACUGAAUAAAAUUGAGGAGGAUACUGAGGAUAAGAACAAGUUGUCAAACUUUAAGGAUAUUUUUAAAAGGGAGCGUGGAGGUAAAACGCGAGAGACUGGAUCUCUUGAAAGAGUCACCAAAGAGGACAUGGAGGCUUUACCCGAGGACUCAAAUUUAGAUGUCAAAGACCUCGCCGGUCCCAAAGUCUCGAUUGCAGAAAUUGACUCGGAAGAACUGGCCAUUGCAGAAGAAGUCAUUGAUGUUGAAAACCCAGAUCCUUCUCAGCUGCCACAAGACACUAAAACAGCUCCAGGAGAAACUCUAGACUCCAUAAGUGCUCCAAAGAGUCAAGACAUCUCAUCCGAACAAACUGUGGAAAAGCACACCGUAGGUACGAUCUCAUCACUCAACGUGGACAGGAUGCUUGCAGAUGAAGCCAUUGAAGAAGAUGGUCUUCAGAAGGCCAUCAUGAACAAGAAUGGAAAUGCAAACAAAAACGUUGAAGACAACGAUCCCCACAAGGCCAGUACGGACAAGAGUGAAGAAUUGCAUGAAAGUCCACAGACUGCAACCCUUCUUGACAAUACCGACGAUCAGAUUGAAAAAGUGAAGAACGACCUUUUGAGUCUAUUAAAAAGCACCUUGCAAUCAGAGGAACAAAGUCCCAAUGAUGAGGAGCAUCAAGACGAGACGGAAGAUGCCGAAGAGCUUUUGGAGGAUGAGAAUGCUCUUUUAUCUUCUUCCGAACUCCAUAUUGCAGAUGAAUCCAAAGAGAACGAACAACCUGAAGUUCAAGUCGAAGCCGAAAUUUCAGACGUAUCUGAACAAAAUGACAAUGGCAUGGAACCAAGUGAGGUACCAUCUUCCCUAACAAGCGUGACUCAAGAAGAAGACCAUGAAACUCUGGAAGAAGAUGGACCCGAUCACAACCUUGAGGUACCUUCUCCUCGUGAGGAGCCUGUGUACAGUGAUAGCAUUCAAAGACUCACGAUUUUACGAGAUCACUUGAAAGACGACGAUGUGGCGCGUACGCAGAAGUGUCUCGGGCUGAUAAACAUGUUCAAAAUUGAAGCCAUGUUUUCUGACCUGGAUCAAGAGAUGAAGUCUGCCAGGCGGUUACAGACAGACACUGAGAACAUCGAGAACACACUUGACCAGAUCAUGGAGACCUCAGAGAUCUCGAUUCUAGACGAGACGAAGGAAAUGCUUAAUGAAAGAGAGCGGAACGCUCAGGAAUUUGGAUGGCUGAAGGAACCAGGAAUGAACGAUGUUGAGGCUGCCAUCUUGGAUGCUUUUCGGGAGAUUGUGUUCUCCUUGCGACAGAAAUAUUCAGCCGCUAGUGACCGUGUCCCAUUGGUUGAGGAAGAACAACCUGCCUCUGAAACAGAUGAACAAGACAACUCUGAAGAGGUGAAGGAUUUGAUCAGUGACGUCGAAACGAUUGAAGCACCUGAAGGUCCUGAGAUUCAUAAGGAGCAGUAUGAAUCUGAAUUGAUUCUGAAUUCUGAAUUAAAUCAAGAUUUAUCUCACAGUGAAGAGACGGGACUCGAGGAGGACGGCGGUCAUUUUAAUAGGAAUAAAGAUGCACAAAUAGGUUUCAAAGAUGCCGAGGAGGUUCAAAAGGCGCCUCGUGCGAUUUUGGAGAAUCCAGUGGACAUUGGAUUGCACUUUGAAACGGACCAAUCUUCAGCUUCACCGGAGACCCCGAGUGCGUCUGAUGCCCCUGAUGUUGAAGUCACCAGCUCGUCAACUUCCGAUGAACUUUGGAGCUGGAUGCUUCUCGGCAAAGAGUAUCUUGGAGUGUACGCAGAAGUUGUCAUCACUGCUCUGCCAGAAGAUUGGCGACCAGGUCCCACUUUCCACGGACUGCCUUGGGAACCUGUGCUCAUGACAGUGGCCAUCGGGUUCCUCACAUUACUGAUGUUCUUCUGGAAAACUGUGCUCGCUGUCAAAGGCAGAAACUAUCAGUUAACUGAGAAGCAGCUGACGGGCAAGAUCCAGCUGCUGCUCCGCGAAAAGUGUGAUGCCGUUAACAAGAUCGCAGAACUGAAUGGCAUGAUCAAAGACCGUGAAGAACAGUUAAAAAGCUCUGAGAAAUCAAUGAGUUCAUCACAGCGAGAAAUGAAGCAGCUGAAGAUGCAUCACCAGAAAUUCCAAAGCCAGUGUGCGGAGAUGUCCGGGAGUGUUGCUCAACUCAACCAGGAAAUCGUGGACACACAGGAGGAGAAUUCAAACCUGAAUGAAAAGAUUCUCAAAAUGCACCAGAGAAUCGAGAAGUAUCAGAAGACUCUGAAGAACUACGACGAGGAACGUGCAAAGGUGCACAUCCUCAUGGAUGAAGCGAAACUUCGAGAAGAUGCUCUGAAGGCUCGGGUGCUCACGUUUGAGAAGGAAAACGUCUCUUUAAAAGAGCAAAAGAAAUCUCUGCUGCGUGACGCUAAAGACUGGCAGGAGAAGCACGAAAAAAUAGGCGAGGAGAUCCGCGACUAUCACCGAUCACAGAAAGAGCUGCAGGAUUCACUGCUGCACAAAGACAAUGAGAUUGAUGUUUUGUCCAGCUGUAUUGCAGAGCUCAAACGAUUGGGAGCUUGUUAUGCUGCAGACCUACAGAAAGACGAUGUUAAACUAGCUAAUGGAGAAGAUGCUGACAAGACGAUGGACACCAUGAGACUGAGAAUUAAACAGAUGAUGGACGUCUCAAGGAUUAGAGCGACUCUCAGUAUUGUUGAAGAGGAAAGAAAUCGCUGCAUGGAGAGUCUCCUCACCGAACAGAAAAGCAGACAGGAGCUGGAGGAGCAAUAUCAGAAGGUCAUGCAUGAUCAGAUGAAGCUGAAGAAUGAAAAGACUCACCUGGAAAAUCAGUUCAAGAACCUUCAACAGAGACUGGAGAUCACCACUGACCUCUACCAGCAGAAGGAGAACGCCCUCCAACAGAAGUUGACGCAGGAGGAGUUGGACAGACAUGAGAAGGAGACGGAGCUGUGCGAGGUGGACGGUAAAGCUGUGAGGUCAGAGGAGGAGGUGAAAGUUCUCAAACUCAAGAUCAAAGACAUCAAGGAGGAGAUGCAACAGAAAGAGCAUUCGCUCAAAACCGAGGUGGCAGUCCAGGAAAAGAAAGCGCAUGAGAACUGGUUGAAAGCCCGCACCUCAGAACGAGCUCUGGUGGAAGAGAGAAGAGAAGCGGCCAACCUUCGGCAAAAGCUCGUUGAGCUCAGGGAUAAAAUCUCAGACAUGGAGCAAACAAGUCUGUUCAAACUGAACUCUGGACCUCCCGAACGACACCCGCCGCCUAUGAGGAAAGGUGACUCGUACGGGCCGUCUCCUGUGAGUGGGGGGGCUCCUUCUCCUCCUCUAAUGAUGGAGGGUCCAGGACGCCCCCCCUCUGCGCCUGUCGGGCGACGGAGCGAUUCGUUUGGUCCCAGACCCCCGUCUGACCCCCACGGACGUUUCUCGGAGCUUGGGCACCCGAUGCCCUCACGACCAGAAAUGUUCCCUCCCAUGACGUCAUCUCCAUGUGCACAUGAUGGACCCAUGCAGACCGCACCCGUCAUGGAGAAGGCCGAGGCCUCCGAGCAGGUCUCGUCUGACCCUGGAGAACCUCGAUCUAAAUCUCAGAACCAGGGUUCCUUCCUCCCAUCUCCCAUCCGUGACCCUCCUGUCCCGCCACAGAAUGCCCCACUAAAGUCGUAUGGACCCCCAAACGUGGGGGGACUAGUUCCGACCAAUGGCCCGCCUCCUUUUAUGGUCAGACCACCCAAUGGUCAUCCUCACAUGAUGCCCCCUGGCCCUCUUCUCGGCCCUGAGCCACGCUUCAGACCGCCGCCCAUGGAUUCUUAUGGACCCCCUCCUCCGAUUGGCCCAUAUGGACCAGUACGGCCACCUUUUGGUCGAGGCCCGGCAUUGCGGGACAUCCCUACCAUGGGCCCGCUCCCGCCACCACCUGAAUUUUACAUGCCUCGCGGGCUUCCUCCUCGGCCUUUCCCUCCCGGACCUCUACCCACGCCUGGAGCGAUGGUCCCGCUACAGUAUCGGGGCCGGGGCUUCCCGGGGCCCCCUUCACUAACAGUUCAGACCUCCAGGGAGGGUGAGAAUGCCACAUUAGCGCAAAACCGCCGCACAGAUGACUUCCAUCAGCAGGGGGCGCCGCAGGACGCAGAAAACUCCUCAAUGGCGGAACCUUGAACGGACUGUUACAGAACAAUUUUUCCAGCCUUGACUUCAUUAAUUUUUUUGGAUGGGAGGGAAAAACUCAAUUGUUUGGUUUUGCUUUCCAUUUUAUUUAAGCGAUAAGACAUUUGUGACAGAAAAUGAGGGUUUAGAUUUUAUACGUUUGCAAGCCUUUCCUAUGGAAAUAGUUUAAUUUAAUUUACAGAAGGCGACGUAACUUGUGUUUAUGGUUAAAUUGUAAUAUCUACCACCCACCCAGAGCUGAUGCAUCCUGGGAUAUUAUUUAAACCAAUCUGACGUAAAUAUAUUCGAACGUAAGUCAAAGUAUUUCUAUGCAUUUUUCACCAAGUAUGAACAAAUAUUUCCGCUCCAGUCGCUAUUAGUCCGAUGAUUCGCCAGCUCACCUGUGUUUUGUUGUAUGUCUGUUCUUAUCAUUUCUUUUCCUAGCGGAAAGGCACAUAUGAUGUCAUAUUGACAAAGUAUUUGUACAUUUCUUUCAGCUGCAUAUGCAAUAAAAAUAUUCCCAAAAAUCAGACAUUGGUAACGUAACCAAACUUUCACUCAGUUGAAACGGAUAUUAUUCAUCAUUGUACGGUUGACAUAAAGCAUGUGAUUGUAUUAAUGGAUGUUGGACGACUGUUUUGCAAAACCGUAAAUUUACUGGCAAUGGAACUCCUUCAUGAAACACAAGCAGAUUUCUAUGUAAAUUGUUCCCUAAAUCGCCUGAUUGUGUUUUUUAAUAGGAUAACUUGUGCAUGUUCAUAAGUCACAUUUAAUGCAACAGAUUUCCAGGUAAAUUUGUUGUAAAGCCAUUAUGUAAAUUGUUGCGUUCAUUUCAUUGUGACGAUACCAUUUAUCAUAUUAAAUUCACAGAAUUUAUUUGAAUGCGACAUUUAACGCAAGAAUGGUUUUCACAAAAAUGACGCUUUCGAUACAUUUGGUUUGCAGAAUUUAUUUGAAUACAAUUAACACAAGAAUGGUUUUUAUAAAAAUGCAACGCAGCUUAUUCUUCACCUUUCACAAAAUUUGUCAAAUUUAUUUAAACAUUUGUUUUGCUGUCGUUUUAAUGAAUGCGGCCCAAUGAACGAUGCUUUUCUGGGGUUUUGAUGCAACGCUCUCGGAAACAAACCAACAACUCCAACUCACUUUUUUAAAAUCAGUCUAUAUUUUUUGGUAUAUUGUGUUUUCUUUGAUAUUAGAGUAAAAUAUUUCAGAAAGUGUAUUGAUAGGAUGUUGCAAUAAGAGUGUCUGGAUCACGUGUUCAAAUCUUAGGGAAGAAACUGUUUAGGAAGUUGAAUAAAACUGCUUUUUCUUUCAUUUCAUGUUGUAAGAAAAGCCGAAGAUUUGUUGACUGGGAAGUCCAGCGUUUCUGUGACCUCAACAUCCUUUUCCCUAUUGCUGAUCAAACAGGAAGUCGGUGGAGUCACCCGUUCCAUUGUGGAUGCAUUUGGCAUAAAUUACUCUAGGAAAUGUGCAUUUAAUGAUUAACCAUGUCUGUGUUUGCCUUAUACAUCAAAUACAGUAUUGAAGGCUGAACCUCACAAAAACAUGUCCAGGUCACGUUUCGCCCCAAAAUCAAAAGAUAUAAGAAAUGAUGUUUUUGCAUCAUGAAGUAGGACCAUAUUUACAUUGUUUUGACAAUUAUGCACACCCCACGCACCCCCCAUAUGUUGUAUUGCCAUAAUGCGUUUUGCA
This is a messenger RNA of Xyrauchen texanus (razorback sucker), 7108 nucleotides long. RefSeq names its product transport and Golgi organization protein 1 homolog. The transcript is spliced from 28 exons. The coding region runs from base 56 to 5428 and encodes 1790 amino acids. Gene Ontology annotation, cellular component: endoplasmic reticulum exit site; endoplasmic reticulum membrane. Lineage: Eukaryota; Metazoa; Chordata; Actinopteri; Cypriniformes; Catostomidae. Gene Ontology annotation, biological process: protein secretion; endoplasmic reticulum to Golgi vesicle-mediated transport; vesicle cargo loading. The record is from RefSeq and is a predicted model, not a curated record. Gene Ontology annotation, molecular function: protein binding.